Molecule: messenger RNA, 2388 nt
Organism: Eimeria tenella
Lineage: Eukaryota; Apicomplexa; Conoidasida; Eucoccidiorida; Eimeriidae
Exons: 3
Coding region: 1-2388 (795 amino acids)
Biological process (GO): regulation of DNA-templated transcription
Molecular function (GO): DNA-binding transcription factor activity
Source: RefSeq, a predicted model, not a curated record
AUGGCUACCGCUUCCCCAGACUCGGUGGCCUGCCUAGAACAGGUCGAAGGGUCUAGCUUGCAGCAGUGGCAGGAGCAAGGGGAGCAUAACAGAAGGUCCACUCCUGCCGGUGCCACGUUUGCUAGCUCUGCUAAAUCGGAGGAAGAGCAUGAGCAUCGGCAGCAGCAACACAAGUCCGAAACGAGUGGAGAAGACCCCAGAUUGCAAGGUGUAAACGGUUGGAGCACAAGGACAAAGCACCAGUUACAACGGGGAGCUGAAGCAGGAGGCUCUGAUGCAGUAACACCAGACAGGGCGGACGAUACGGUACCGCCCAAGUUGGCCCUAGCGCGGCUGUCUGAUGGCCUCCCUUCCCUUGCAGCAUUUUUAGCUGAAGAAGCGAACUUAGGAGCGGCGGAGUCUCUAGAGUCGCCAUCUACGUCUAGUAAUGCGAGGCAAGGGAAAGCACGAGAGGCGUUAGAAGCAGCAGUGGCUCUAUCGUCUGCCGCAGCAGCAGCAGCCACUGUCUCCGCUACUGCAGCAGAAGGCGCGGCAGCAACAGACACAGCGUCAGCCUUGGCAGUAGGGGCAGGCUCAGAGUCGUCUGCUGCAGCAGUAUCUGCGGAACAAGAGGGUGAGGAAGCAGCUAUUGCUACAGCAGCCGCGGCCGAUGAUGCUGGAGGUGAGGUAGGAGCUGCAGUUACGCCACGGCGCCGUCAGCGUGUGGUGGGUCCAGAGCUCUAUUUGCGGUGGCAGAUGCUUGCGAAACGCGUGGAAAGAGUGAAGGGUGUAUGCUACAGCAGUACUCGCCACGAGUGGAUAGCUGUGGGGCCGGUGCAGCAUGGCAGCAGCGGAAGGAAAAAAAAUGUGUAUUUCUCCGUGCCACGUUAUGGGUUUUCGGAGGCAAGGCAACUGGCGGUAGAGUGCAGGAGAAGACAGGAAGAGAUCUUGGCAGGAGGCGGAGACAAAGCCGUUGACGCUGCCGCCAUUGCUGCAGAGCUCACGGAGAAGUACAGACAGAGGGCAGGGGCUGCUGCAGCUGCCGCUGCGGCUGCUGGCCAGCCUCUACGUGAUGGGGAUGACAGCGACGAGCUCGAGAGACUUGGCCUGACAUUAAUGGAUGAAACGGACGAAGGCAGCAAAACAGACGCAGACGAAACAGCGGCUGCAGCGGAUACCGAUAGCAGCAGGGGCGCUGCAGCUGCAGGCGCAAGUGGCGAAGCACAGCAAGCUGGAACAACAUCUGGGGGCAGACCCUACGAGCUACGGAAGAGGAGGCCGCCUACAACUCACCUCACAGAUGACGAAGCUACGGAUGGGGCAUUCAGGAAAACGCACGCCCGAACUCAACAGCAUCCGCAGCAGCAGAACAAUCCCAGGAAGAGAGGGCGGCCCCCAAGGUCGCGAACUGGUGCUCCUUUGGGCGAACUACCUGUCUUCGGAAGCUCAUUUGCUCAUGAUUCUCAGCAGAAGCUGGUGCAGCAGCAGCCGCGAGGAGGAGUGGAGCUUCCCCGUAGAGUUGCAGCGGCGGGUAGCAAUACGGGCAGCACCAGCCAGAAUUUUGGGACCGCCAGCAGUGGCAGCAGUAGCAGCAGCAGCAGCAACAGUAUUAAUAUGCGUUUGUUAAGCGAGGCAUUAGGAAUGGUGCUUCAGGACCUGUUGCGUCUCUGCUCCUCCCCUUCAGCUCUUAUUGCUGCCGGCGUUCCACGAGACGCAGUGGAUUUGUGUGCCCUCAGUUGCCGCUGUAUCGAAGCUAGUCAACGUCGAGUGCGCGCCGCCACAUCUCCUCAGGAGUUGGAAGAGUUCGUUUCGUUAUUCAGAGAUUGCAUUAUUCAGCACAGGCUGCCCAGCAGCAGAAGGCCUGAGCAGAUUCUUUUGUACGUAGAGGCGCUUGCCCGGAAAGAAAGCGCUGCGGCCGCUGCUGCGGCUGCAGCUGCAGCGGCUGCUGCCGCUUCAGGGGGAGGUGGAACCAGUGGAACGGCGACAGCAGCUGUAGCUGCUGCUGCAGCGGCUACGGCUGGCGGUCUGAGGGCCUCGCAGCUCCAGCAGCAACACCAGCAGCUGCUGCUGAUGCAGCCGAAAGGGAUGAAAAGGGACACGUCACCUGUGAGGCCCCUUAAGUCCCUUCCCCCGAUGCAUUCACAGCAGCAACAGCAGCAGCAGCGGCUGCAGCAGUUGCAGCUGCUUUCCCUGCUGCAACAACAGCAGCAGCAACAAGAAGGGUCGAGGAGAACGGCAAUAGAAGCUUUGCCAUCUCCGCCAAAGGAUGCAAUUCUCAGGAAGUACGUAACGUUCGAGGCGUGGCGACGAUCCUGCGUGGCUGCAUUGAAUCGCGCUGAGAGCUUCGGCGAUUUACGCAGACUGCCGCAGCUCAGAGAUGCCAUUGUGUACAUAUUGGGUGCUGACUAG